ACCUACUCGGCAACGAACUAAGGGCAUCUCCAAGUUCUACCUAUUUCCACUUGGUGACGUAGCAGGUCUCCAAAUCCUACCAUUCCCUGAUCGCUCUCCCCCUUUCUCUACAAGACCCCUUUCUCCGAAAAGACGGCAGACGCGAAGCCUGCGAAAGAGCUUCAGACGCUGCUACUGACCAUGCUCGGGUAAGUGGCGCAUGCUCACUGUAUCCCAGGAACGGAAGUCGAACAAGGAACGUCGAUUGUUGAGGGGAGAGACAUGGAAGAUGGGAAGAGUCGCUGCAACUGGAAGGGGAUUCCCUUUACCUUCAUUCUGGUCUUCACCCUCGCGCUGGCCACGUCGCUUGCCCAGAACCGGAGUCUCCGCUUCGUUAUUUUGUUGUAUCGUCAUGGAGAUCGCUCUCCCGUGAAGGCCUAUCCCCGAGAUCCCUAUCAGGAAAGCGCCUGGCCCCAGGGAUUUGGACAGCUGUCUCAGGCAGGGAUGCAGCAACAGUGGGAACUGGGCCAAGCUCUUCGUAGGCGUUACAAUGGAUUCCUGAAUGCUUCAUACAAUAGACAAGAGAUCUUCGUUCGCAGUACAGAUUUUGAUCGGACCUUGAUGAGUGCCGAGGCAAAUCUGGCAGGAUUGUAUCCUCCAAAAGGGCAGCAGGUGUUUAACCCCAAUAUUUCUUGGCAGCCUAUCCCUGUACACACUGUACCUGACCACAUGGAGCAGCUCCUGAGGUUUCCAUUAUCGCCCUGUCCCCGUUAUGAACAGCUGCAAAAUGAAACCAGGCAGACGCCAGAGUAUGUAAAUAAGACCAUCCAGAAUAUGCAAUUCUUGAAGAUGGUGGCAAACAUGACAGGAAUUCAGGAUGUUUCCCUUGAAUCUGUCUGGAGUGUGUAUGAUGCACUCUUCUGUGAGAAAAUGCACAAAAUGCAUCUUCCAGCAUGGGUAACUCCUAUGGUGAUGACACAACUGAAGCAGUUAAAAGAUUUCAGUUUUAAUUUCAUUUUUGGGAUCCAUAGACGAGUGGAGAAAGCUCGUCUGCAGGGCGGAGUUCUUCUCUCUCAAAUAAGGAAGAAUCUUACCUUAGCGACAAAAGUCUCAGCAUCCCACCACUUUAAAAUGCUUAUGUACUCAGCACAUGACACCACUCUCGCAGCACUGCAGACUGCUCUGAAUGUUUACAACGGAAGACAAGCACCAUAUGCUUCAUGUCACAUAUUUGAACUGUACCAAGAUGAUGAUGGUAACUUUUCAGUGGAGAUGUUCUUUCGGAAUGAGAGCGAGAAGGAGCCUUAUGCACUGCAGCUGCCCGGCUGUGAACAGCGCUGCCCCCUGGUCCAGUUUCUGCAACUCACAGAGCCUGUUAUUUCACAGGACUGGAAACAGGAAUGUCAGAUAGUAAGCACCAUGAAAGACACAGAACUUAUUGUGACUUUGGCUGUCUGUGGAUCUCUCCUCUUCUUACUUACCAUUCUGCUCCUGACAGUACUCUUCCGUGUGAAGUCCCGUCCUCUUGGCUACAGACAUAUUUCCAGUGGAGAGGAACAGCCUUGACAAUUGCUUCAACCCCUCCUGAUGCAGCAAGAGAAAACUGUGCUGAUCUCAGGGACAAAUGGGGCUUCAUUCAAUGACUAAAUAUCUUACUGAUUGGUUUUGAUCACUGCUUCUAAAGCAAAAGACCAGAGUUGACAGUGGAGCUGUUGCGACUAGCAAAUGUAUUCGAUCUACCACAGCGUAAUGCAGUUAAUCACUAGGAGUAAAAUGCCAGCUUGGUCUUGGAUUGCUAUUUCUCAAUGUGUGACUAGCUCAACAAGGAGGAUAUGUUUUUCUUUCUCUGAACUCAAUAUACUGUCUUAAAUGUUUAAAACUGGUACAGAAAAGUAGCCCACUUAAAAAGCCUUGUUCAGUCUAGUAGUUGCCACUUGUAAGUCUCUUCCACACUGUGACAGUGGCAUGAUGCUAAACCAGCAAUAACCGAUCACUUCAACACUGAGUCAGUAAUUUGAAACCAAAUGAGGGUCUUCAUUGUAGAAAACAGUCAUAAGAUGAAAUCUUAAAUUCACUCAAUAGAAACUGCCAUAAUGGGAUUUACUUCCAAGUCAACGUGCUUCAAACUGUGCUAUAGGUACUUUACUCUUAGUCUUUAGAUACUCAGAUAGGACACUGGGAUUAGAUUCCUCCCUGCCCUUUGUAACAGGAAAGAGUUUGCUUAAAUACAUGCAUUCAAGCCAUUAUUUAUGCACCUACAAUACAUCGUGCACAAUAUUUUGGACCAGAAGAAUGUUGAAAGAACAUGUGCUUUAAAAACACACUUAGACCUUCAAAAGUCUUGUAUCAAAUACCUGUGGUAAAAAUAUUUUUGUCUCUGAAUUUACAUUCCUAAACUUCAUUUUGAAAUAUGCUGCUGAAGUCAAAGACCAGAUACUGCAACUGAGUAGGUUCCAUUGUUAUGUACUAUACAGAUUACUCUCCAUUUGGGGGAUCAGCAGUUCUCACAUCUCCCCUUGAGUGCCCAUUCCACUGAUGCUGGUGCCACAAAUUUCUCUUGGCUCUUGCUUAAACUUUUCCUAUUGCCCCACUUUUUCAUUGGCUUUCACUGAUUGCACUUCACCUAAAAUUGUAUACUCCUGCAUUGCAUAAUACAACACAGCAUAAAUGUGUUUCUUCUUCCUCUCUAUGAGGAGAAAAAUAUUACAUAUACUACCUCAUCAGAAGUAUUAUAUACUGUAUGGCAUAUAAAAAUCACAAGGGCAGAAGCUCUGCUAUAGUAAAUUCAAAGAUUCACUCACAAAGGUAAAGCCAGUUUUUUUAACUAUAAUCAAAAUGCUAGCUCACAUUUCAGAGAAAAUUGUGCCUUCCUUAGGUUUGAAUUCUAUAUGAUCAAAACUGCUUCUGAACUUGUGUGAACGUGUUUCCUUCAUCCUUGAAUAAGUAUAGUUUAUCUGAAGAUAAGAAUCCAUGGCAUAAUUGCCAUUUCGGCCAGAAAACCAGCACUUUUUUUAAUAUCAAAAAACUCCCAGCUUCUAAUUUAUUGCUCCAAGCUUUCUAACAAGUUCCACAAACAAGCCGCUAUUUCAUAUUUCCCAGCAGGGCAACAUUCUACCAUAUGGAUACUCUCUUAUCUUCAAUUGGAGCUCAGCCCAUCAACUUGUUUGCAGUAUCAGGACUAAAUGCUAAGAACAGCCUCCCUUUAAAAGAAAGAAAGAAAGAAAUCCACUCUUUUUCCUUAAAACAGACUUCUUAAAAAGAGCUAUACAGUACUGGCUACUGACCAUAAUAAAAUAUAUCUAAGUAUCUAAAAAGGGCAGGAGAUAGUAAAAAUUUCAGUUGUGUGUUUGUUUUUCCUGGGCUAAAACAGUAGCAAUUCGGCUGAAAGGAGACACUGAAAAGUCCAGCCUGGUCAUUACAAAACACUGCACAUGUUACACUUCCUCUAAAGACACACUAGUAUCCUAUUGCCAAAAAGUACACAGUCCAAUUUGCCAAAAAGUUAACCAAUUCCAUUUGAAGUUGUCUUUCUCUAUUUUUAUAUUAAACUAACUAUAUGAUAUGUCUCCUGCAGGGCAGGAUGGAAGUCAGAGCCAAGAGAAACUCAUAUAAAUCACUUCCAGAAAUGAGUCAAGUCCAUUAAUACGCCAAUUUCUUGCAGGCUAAGUUGUAAACAAAAUGGGAAAUCUGCUUUGGUACAAAAUGAGGAAAAACUGUAUGAUUUAUUCCUUGAAACUGAAUGUUGCUGUAAUUCACUUGAUCGUUUUUUAAAUCUUUUCAUUAAAACCCAAGGUGGGACUGGA
Candoia aspera is the source of this 3782-nucleotide messenger RNA. It is a transcript of the gene ACP2, whose product is annotated as acid phosphatase 2, lysosomal. The record is from RefSeq and is a predicted model, not a curated record. The coding region runs from base 262 to 1545 and encodes 427 amino acids. Gene Ontology annotation, cellular component: lysosome. Lineage: Eukaryota; Metazoa; Chordata; Lepidosauria; Squamata; Candoiidae. Gene Ontology annotation, biological process: dephosphorylation; lysosome organization. The transcript has 11 exons. Gene Ontology annotation, molecular function: acid phosphatase activity.